Molecule: messenger RNA, 1815 nt
Organism: Salvia splendens (bonfire salvia)
Lineage: Eukaryota; Viridiplantae; Streptophyta; Magnoliopsida; Lamiales; Lamiaceae
Exons: 2
Coding region: 527-1645 (372 amino acids)
Source: RefSeq, a predicted model, not a curated record
CCUCACCUUUAGAUAAUUGGUAUACAUAUAUUUAAGUAUUUAACCAUAUGUCUCCAAUUCGCUUUUAGGGUUUUCCCACUUUGUACUAUUUUCUCUUCAGCUUCAUAUAAACGCGCACACACACACACACAGUUCUCGUUUGACACAUUAAUUAAGAAUGAAUAUUCAUUUGAAAUAUCAGCUCGGUGAUCGAAGAUCUACAUAAACUAGCUGCUGUUUUCCCAAAAAAGAAUAGGUUUUUCAAGAGAAGAGAGAGAUCCAACUAAGGAGGUACAAAAAUGGUUCUAGCAGCACAGACAUGCGGUGUCAACCUCCGAAGUGGGAAGGAGAGUGACCGUUGGAAGGCCUUGGCCAAGCUUGAUUACAAGGUUGCUAAGCAACCAUGCCGUGACUUACUCAGAGGCUUGGUUUGCUUCAGUGUUUUGAUGAGCUUUGCGAAGUGGGGCAGCUUACUGGGAUCUUUACUAGAGAGAUCGUGUCCUUCCAUCGCCUCACAUUGGAGUUCUUGACCACGUUAGAAGUGGUGAUGAAUAGAAGGGCGAUCGCAUCGAUCAAGUUCCGCCUAAGGAACGAGGAAUAUGAGCUGCCUAUGGGGGAGUUGAAGGCCAUUUAUGGGACUACAACGGAUGAGUUUGACAUGCCUUGGCAGUUCCGGAAUAGCUCAUUUUGGAACGAGAUCACCCUUAAGACUGAUGGGUUCAAGGCCAACCGGGCUAAGAGCUCCAUGAUCCGCAACCCAGUCCUCCGCAUGAUCCAGAAGGCGUGCAUUAGUCACCCUUUUGCCCGAACUGAAAUGGGAAGCAUCCAAAAAGAUGAAUUAUUUCUACUAUGGUGCCUCGUCCAUGGGAGGCGAAUGAACAUGGUCCACUUCAUGGUCAAGAAUGUGGAGAGAGCCUCCAGGAGGACUGUGGGCACCAUUUGCUGUGGAGUUAUAGUGGGUGCAAUCGUGCGCCAUUUGAGGGUCAACACAAGGGGCUUCCAACAGGAUCUUGGGCCCACCCUGCUAGACUUUGAGGCCCUCCGGAGAUCUCAUGACAUUGGAGUGUCGUUGAGUCGCAAAGCCUACUUCCUCCAAAGAGCGAAGGAUCACUUCCCUCUUCCAGACCCUAUUAAUACAUACAUCAGGGGGUCUACUGAUAAGAGGAAUUGGCAGAUGAACUCCCCCGUCCACCAAGCCAUUGUGGCCGCCCACCCGACUGACAGGUUUCAUGAUAUGAGCCCGGACCCGCACGCUCACAUUGAGCAUGCGAAGUUUUCAGAGCAAUUGAUGGUGGAGCAGCAGGAAGACGGAGCGGAAGCUGAGGAAGAGAAUGAGGAGGAGGCCGGAGAAGAUAUCCCACCGUAUGGAGGCGAUGAGGCAGGGACGAGUUCUCAAAGAAGACGAAGCCGCCGAGAGCGCGAAGAGGAGGACUACGCUUCCCUCAAUGAGAGGUUGACAUGGAUGGAGCUUAGGCAGGAGGAAUAUUGGGCCCAGAAUGAUGCGCGGCUGACCCAGUAUGAGACCCGGAAUGAAGCGCGAUGGAACCAGUUCGAGACCAACUGGAACCAAUUCACUGAGUUCAACACUGAACAAUGGGCCAACAUCAAUGCCCGAUUCGAUGAAUUCCGUGGCCAGUGGCAGCAUCCGCCUCCUCCUCCGCAGUGAAGGUCCAUGGGAUAUCCACCCUCUUUCAAACUUAUCCUAGCUUUGCUUGGAAUAAGUUUGGGGGGUGUCUAGUGGAUUCCCUCUACCCUCUUUUAUCUUUCUCUCGUACUGUUUAUUUGAUGAUACCCCGGCCUGUACCCCUAUUCUUUUGGCUAUAUUUGAUGAUGAUA